Brassicogethes aeneus is the source of this 2004-nucleotide messenger RNA. The record is from the annotation of a GenBank genome assembly. Lineage: Eukaryota; Metazoa; Arthropoda; Insecta; Coleoptera; Nitidulidae.
AUGAAGAGACGAAAUGCUGAGAUCGGGAAAAUGCGAAGACCCGUCAAGAGGAACAAAAUAACAGAGGGAAUUUACGGAAGCACUGUCUUGUACAUGAAGUUCUUUCUUGUGUGGGUGCUGGUAAUAUUGGCCGACUUCAUCUUGGAGUUUCGUUUCGAAUUCUUAUGGCCGUUUUACCUGUUGCUGCGCUCCGUCUACGAUUCCUUCAAGUACCAAGGGCUGGCGUUCUCGAUUUUCUUCGUAUGCAUAGCACUCACCUCCGACAUGCUGUGCUUUUUCUUCAUACCAGUGCAUUGGUUGUUCUUCGCUGCCAGCACUUACGUGUGGGUGCAGUAUGUGUGGCACACAGAUAAAGGGAUAUGUGCUCCAACGAUUAUACUUUGGGUUCUAUUCGUGUACCUGGAGGCGGCAGUGAGGCUGCGCGACGUGAAACACAUGCCUGGGCACUUGGACCUGUGCAGGCCGUUCGCCGCCCACUGCAUAGGCUACCCGGUGGUCACGCUGGGCUUCGGCUUCAAGUCGUACGUGGGCUACCGGAUGCGGCAACGUCGACAGCGCGACGUCGCCAAGGAGAACGAGUUCUACAUGCAGCUCAUACAGCAGGCGUUGCCCGUCGAGACGGCAACGUCGCCGCAGACGGCGCCGGCCGCGCAGAAGGACGCCGAGGUCGGCAACGUCGCGGCGCCCGCCGCGCAGAAGGCGCAGCAAAGCAACCAUCACAGACAAUCGAGCGAGAAGAACGGGCACAUACCGAACGGCACGGUGGCCAACGGGGUGCACCACCACACCUCCAAAUCGCACCACAGAAAGUCGAUGGAGAAAAGCAAAGAGCAGCAGCAGCAGCACAAAGAGCACAAGAACGACGAAGAUCACAGAGAUAAAGAAGCUACAAAAAGCGGCAAAAGUCACGCGCACAGCAACGGUGCGGUCGUCGGCGCGGGCGCGGACGACCACCACCAGGACGCGGAGGUGGCAACGCCGCCUGCGCAGCCGCAAGGUCAGAGGAGCGCGCAGUCGAAUCGGAGGAGCAAAAAGGAGCAGCAAGAGUUAAACAAGGACAGGGAGGCCAACGAGUACCUUCAGAGGUUGGAAACGGACGCGAAGCGGCUCAGAAUCGAGCUGCAGGGCAGCAGACAGAGCGAGCAGGAGCUCAGAUUGCAGGUGGCAUCGCUGACGACUAGCGAAAAAGUGUCGAAGGGGGAGCUGUCGUCGAUGCAGCGCGAAGUGGAGGAGCUGCAACAGCGCCUCCAGUCGGCGCACAGUUGCCGUUCGCAGGACAAGCAGACGAUCGGGCAGCUGGAGAGGCGGCUGACGGACGAGAGACGGCAACGCGGCACUCUCGAGUCGCAGCUGACGCAAGAGCGCAAAAGCAGGAAGCAGGAGGAGCAGAGGGCUGCACAGGCGGCGGCGCAGCAGCUGCAGCAGCAGCAGCAGCUCGCGUCGCGCGGCGAGUGCACGGAGGCGUGCAAGGCGCGGCGGCGCGAGCUCGAGGCGGAGGCGGGCGAGGCGCGCGCGCAGCAGCGCUGGGCCGAGGAGCGGUGCGGCGCGCUGCAGGCGGAGAACGCCGCGCUGGCCGAGCAGCUGCGCGAGACCGACGUGCUGAUGUCGGCGCUGGGCGCGAUGCAGGAGAAGACGACGCACCUGGAGAACUCGCUGUCGGCCGAGAACCGCAUCAAGUUGGACCUGUUCAGCGCGCUGGGCGAGGCAAAAAGGCAGCUCGAGAUCAGAGAGAGUGCGAACAGAGCGCAAGCGAGCGAAAUCGAGGAGCUGAAGAGCAAAAUCGCGCAGGUUUUGGCGGUGAUGCCGAACGACACGUUCGGCGGCGGCGGCGCGCACACGCAGUCGCGCGUCCGCCUCGCCGCCGUCUCCGCCAACGGCAACGUCGCGGCGACGGAUCAGCUGCAGCUGCAGCAGCAGGCGCCGUCGCCCGGCUCCACGCUCGAUCCCAACGCCACCGCGUACACGCCCAAAAACCCCUCGAUGGUCGCGGCCUCGGAAGCCUAG